Scomber japonicus (chub mackerel) is the source of this 669-nucleotide messenger RNA. RefSeq names its product ankyrin repeat domain 45 (gene ankrd45). NCBI's taxonomy places the organism in Eukaryota, Metazoa, Chordata, Actinopteri, Scombriformes, Scombridae. The record is from RefSeq and is a predicted model, not a curated record. The transcript has 5 exons. Gene Ontology annotation, molecular function: protein binding. The coding region runs from base 1 to 669 and encodes 222 amino acids.
AUGACAACGAUACAGGAUGAAAUCUUUAAAUGUGUGUUGUCUGGGGACUUGGAGGCCGUUAGGCAGUGCUUAGGACAUGAGACCGAGACAGAAGAGUCGCAGGAAGACUUGGAUUUGUUCGGAAAGAAGGACGAAGCUGGGAGAAAUGCUCUGCUAGCUGCUUGCAUGCUGGGCAGGAGCUCCAUCAUCCCUGAACUGCUCACUAACGGAGCUCAGGUCAAUGAGCAGACUGUCAGAGGUUAUUCAUCCCUUCACCUUGCUGCUUGCUGGGGCCACCUGGAGACAGUGAGGACUCUGCUUGACCUAGGAGCAGACACACAGGCCAAGACCUUCAGAGGGGAGACACCUGUAGACCUGGCCAGGAAAUACUCCAACAUAGACUGUGUUGAUUGUCUCAUCCUGGAAGAAGCUAAAAGGGACUUGAUGGCAUAUGUGGUCUUUGUUAAAGACAUGAGUUCUGAUCCAGAGAGGAGCCUCACAAAGGAGGAAAAGAACAUCUGUACGCGUGCAUGCUCCACCACAUCAGACUGGAUCCAAAGCGUCAAAAACCCAACAGUGUCAGAUUUCAUAGCUCAGAGGAAAGACAUGGAGGAAACUCUGCAGCCUGUUCUCAGCAAACUAUCAGCUCAGUCUGCUGAACUGCCCGUCAACGCAGCAGGGAAGCUCUAA